This is a messenger RNA of Cyphomyrmex costatus, 1131 nucleotides long. RefSeq lists its product as uncharacterized. Lineage: Eukaryota; Metazoa; Arthropoda; Insecta; Hymenoptera; Formicidae. Gene Ontology annotation, cellular component: extracellular region. The transcript has 5 exons. The record is from RefSeq and is a predicted model, not a curated record. The coding region runs from base 1 to 1131 and encodes 376 amino acids.
AUGGAGCUGCGCGAGAUGAACCGCGCGUACGGUACUGCGGAGGAGACCGCCGAACUCCUGCCGCAGCACGAUAACGCACCCGAGUAUGAGAGCUAUUUCAUCGAGUAUGCGAUGCAGAAGGAGAUGAUCAAUCGUAAUCGGUGCCCCGCGAGCCGACGAUUGCUCAGCCAGGCCGCACAUCUGGACUUCAAUUUUCCCAAUAGCAAUCACUCCAAGGAUUCACCAUGUGCCGGAAUCACCAUGAUCCACACUUCGAGCGAGAAUUGGCCGCCCUCCAGGAAGCGCGAGGAGGCGAAGGCCUUGGAGAACCUUAGGAAGAGGGUAGAACAGAGCAAGUUAUACAAGACGGACCGAAUUACCGAUCCCGUCGUAGCCACCACGUCCUCGAUAAACUAUGAGUUGACUCAACAACAACUGGACAAUCGACCGAAACUUCUGAAAAAGAUACUCAGCAACCGACCGAUGAGUAUCACAUACGAUAGGAGUGACUUGGAAACCGAUUGGCGCGACAGCGAAUUCAUCACCGAGUGCCUUUGCUGGCACAAUGUUUAUCGGCAACGGCAUAACGCACCUCCGUUGACCAUGUCACCGCAGUUGUGCGAGUACGCUCAAUCAUGGGCGAAUCAUUUGGCGCACACGAACACGUUCUAUUAUAAAAAUGAUCGGAACGUAGGUCACAAUCUUUAUUGUCGUCCUGGUGGUGCGGUACCUGGCGAUAUCACGGGGCAGGAGGUUGCGUCUUACUGGUAUUCCGCUGUGAAGCAAUACGACUUUCUCAAAGAACCAGAUAUUCUUCACGCCAAUGUAAACGCAGGUCAUUUUACUCAGCUGAUAUGGGCGAGAAGCUGUUACUUUGGGGUCGGAAAGGCAUGCAGUAGAAGCGGCAAGGUGAUCGUGGUGGCCAACUAUGAGCCGGUGGGCAACGUGUCCGGUCAAUUUCAGAACAAUGUAUUUCCGCCAUUACCUGAGAAUAUGAAUGUGAUGCUUUCGCCACCCACUAUUCGGAUGCCGCGAGGGCAGUACGAAUUACUGAAAUCCACAGCGUCAUCCUUGCCGCCAUCGUUACCGCCUCCGUUGUCGGACACCGCGUCCACCGCUAGCGAUACUACAUCCGUCAGCUCCGGCCAAUAA